AUGGAACGACCUGUUUCGCGGGCUUCUCAUGGAGCAAGAACUGCUUCUCGAUCUUCAACGAGUACCAACAACACCAAGACCUCAAUGCAUACGGCACAUACUUCCAAUUCAAACCCUCCUGGGUCACCGGGUCCAUCACAUGCUCACCGAUUCUACCAUGCUUCUUGCCAAAGACCAUCCAGCGCUACCCCGCGAACAGUAGAGGGAGGGUCUCGCUUGACCACUCAAGCUAGCAGCGAAUCUACACGACAGCCUGCGAUGUCCGCAUUCCUUCAAGAAAAGCUACGAGAGUCUCGUCAGGCGGAGAGCGACAGGGCAUCAACAUGGUCGCGCUCACAUUCAGACGCCAAUUCUUCUAGAGAGUUUAGUCGAAGCCUAGGAUCUCCCAUUAAAAGUGUGGAGUUUGAUGGCCACCGAUCUCAUUCUCCAGCUACAACCGAGACGUCCAAGAAGAAGGGAAUGGGGGUCUUGGAUCAGGAGAAGGUAAUUUCGUCGCUUCACAAGAAGAACUUUGACCUCAAGUUAGAACUGUACCACCGCCGAGAGCGGCAAACAGCACUUGAAGAGAAAGUAGAAGCACUUGAGAUGGAAAAGUCACAAGCAGAGGAGACGAACCGCCAUCUUUCGCAAGAGGUGGAGAAACGCGACAAGGCAAUCGAAGAGGCGGUUGCUAUGAUUGUGUCGCUCGAAGCCAGCCUCGAACAGUUUGCCAAGGAGAGAUCAAUUAUUGACCAUAUCGAAGCUGAAGGCCGAUAUGCUGGACACAACCUUAACCCCUGCUACGAAGAUCCCAGACCAGCUACACGAUCACCGGAUACGACGAGGCAAGGUGGAGGUGACAAGAUCAUCAAUCGCAUGCCAAGCUUCAUGUCCGACCACAGCGAGAAUACCGAGAACUUGCGCAAUGUUUAUCUUGGAACUAGAGGCAGUGUUUUGAGUCUUGCGCAGGUUCCUGAGGGACCUGGCGAAGGCGAUCAUGGUCGCAGCCCCAGUCUGAGCGUCUUGAGUGAGAGUUCCUUUGUCAGUGUGUAUGGUUCCAAGGAAGAUGAGGAUGAUGAGCCUACCUUUAAUGGCUCUGCUAGCCUUCCACCCCUUGCCAGCACUAUCAAGCGGCCAAAGACUGCUUUUGUUACUCAUUCCUCACCGACCAGAUCAGCGCGAUCAAACUCCGCCUCUGCUCGCCAAGCACAUUUUGACUCGAUUAACAACGUUAUCGAAUACAACUCCCCUCGGCAAAGAACUGAACGUCACCACUCCUCCAUUAAGAUUGGGUCGCGACCUCAGAGCCGGGACCAAGAGGGUUCAGAGAGAUUUACCGGUCGUGCUUCGAUGUCUCCAAACCAUCAACGCCUUAAGCAUGAGAAGAUGGAUUCACUUCGACGAGUCACGACCGAUGCCCCUGGUGGUGUUAGACUGCAAGAUCAUAAUCUCCCACCGACGCCGGAUACCAUCUCUACCUCUACGCUUCGACGGUAUCAGAACUCCGACGACGAAGCAGUGCCCAGACCUCCAACGGCGAGACCAAGUUAUGGGGCUCUCUCUGAGGCAUCUGAGAAUGAUGGCAGUGGAAGCUUUGGAACAUAUUCGGGCGUCCGUCUUGAACAGGCCCCGAUGCGUGCAGUCAAGGCUUCAGCUCAAAUUAUUGACUUGAACAACAGAGUGUAUCGCGAAAACCAGGGCCGGUCAAUUCAGCGUCCUCGUUCCGCUGACGAAACUACUAUCUCUAACCGACGGGGCAACGAUUGGGAUUCCGAUACCGACGAAUCUGAUGUUGAAUCGCUCGAGUCGAGUAUCGACAUCUGGAUGCGUGAAAGUUCUAAACCUACCAAGAACAAGAACGGACGGGCUUCUCCUGAUCUCUUUAGCUUUUCACCUUCCGCAGCAGCUAAUGGUGGUUGGGCAAUGGAUGCCAUGUUUGGAGCUGGAAGCGGUGUCCAAGGAGGUGCAAGCACAGGACUCGACCCUGAUAGGAUCAAGGAUCUUAUGCCACUCCAGCAGGAGCUCUUUUCGACCAACGUGGCCCCAUCAGCACCUCGUAGAGGAUCGAGCUUAAACGCCCAGGCUGUGCAGCAAAGCAAGACUUCAUUCCUCAGCCGACCACUGGCCAAUGUUAAGGCUUCUAAGGGAGGUCGUAAGAAGGGCCAUCAGAGGAGGAACAGUGAUGAUAUCCAGAUUAGAACUGGGGGACACGCGCACACAAAGUCUGAGGGGCAGCCUGCUGGUGACCAAAAGAAGAACCAUUACCCUCCAAUCGUCCAGCAACCUACUCAGAACAAAUUCACCAAGUUCUUCCGUAGGUCGUCUACUGGACCUCCGAGCGGUGCCCCGACUCCAACUCCUCAAACGGAGCAUGGCCCUACCGAACCUCCUAGUAACGGAUUCUCGAGCUCUAAUGGCGCUUCGGCACCUCCACCUUGGAUUAGUAGGACAGGUGCAACGGAAGAGGAUCGUGACAGCGCGACACCACCACCAAUUUUACGAAAGUCACGACAAGGACGACACAUCUCGGUGGAUACGGAUAUGGCCAACGACACAAUGAUGAGUCAAGAGUCCACCACACCAAGAACACCGAGACUAUCAGGCUCGGCGAAUGAAAGGGAUACACCGGACCGAACAGACAGCCCGAGAGUGGGCGGCGCGACAGGAAGCAGGAGAAAAUGGCUACCUGCAUUUGGUCUUAGAAAUAAGCAAGGAUAG
Messenger RNA from Fusarium coffeatum, 2697 nucleotides. RefSeq lists its product as uncharacterized. NCBI's taxonomy places the organism in Eukaryota, Fungi, Ascomycota, Sordariomycetes, Hypocreales, Nectriaceae. The record is from RefSeq and is a predicted model, not a curated record. Gene Ontology annotation, cellular component: microtubule organizing center. The coding region runs from base 1 to 2697 and encodes 898 amino acids. The transcript has a single exon.